Gordionus sp. m RMFG-2023 is the source of this 2899-nucleotide messenger RNA. RefSeq lists its product as uncharacterized. Bases 160 to 2583 code for a protein of 807 amino acids. The transcript has 2 exons. The record is from RefSeq and is a predicted model, not a curated record. Gene Ontology annotation, cellular component: membrane. Gene Ontology annotation, molecular function: fucosyltransferase activity. NCBI's taxonomy places the organism in Eukaryota, Metazoa, Nematomorpha, Gordioida, Chordodea, Parachordodidae.
CCCAUAUCCUAAAAUCCAGAGAUUUGAUUACAUCUUUAUUUCUUAAAAAUGAAAGAGAAAUUCAUCGGUACGACAUUUUUUCCCUUCUUCUUAACUUUCUACUAUGCCCUAAUCAAUUAAAUAUCGGCGAAAGGGAAGCGUAAAAGAAAAUAGGUUUGUAUGUUAUUGCCAAGGUUGGCCUACGCUUCCAGAAUAUUCGCGUAUUGGUGCUCUUUAAUCGCUAUAAUAAUAACGUUUUACAUGACUAGCGUAUUCAUUGUAUACGUGUUCGAAAAUAAGCAACCGGAAGUCAAUUUUUCGGAUCUCAAUCAAGAGGGAAAAUUUGGCGUUGUCAACAAUGGUUCCUCCAUGGCGAUGGCAGGAAAAUUUUCUUACUACUAUCCUUCAUCCCUCUCCAAGCUACCUCGGCCUCAAAAACCGAGUAAUAUUGUUAAGAAGCCGAAUAUCUCGCCUCCCUAUGAGUCGUCAUUGGCGAAGCCAGAGUUGAAACGAAUUUCUAACAGCGAACAUUCCGAUAUGGGUAAUUACAUCCAACUCUUAAAUACUCUUAUAGGCACGAAGGAUACUUCUUUAAAUCUUGGGAGAUCGUAUAUGAACCAUGAUCCGGAGUACGAUCCUCCUCCGCGGCCUGAUGAUAUUGACGUUAAUAAAUUAGGUGAUCUACUUGGGAAUGAAAAUCAGUUUGGCGUACACGAGGAUGAUAACCAAAAGUCCUUUAAUUACAGAUUAGGGCUGAAUAGAAAGUCAUUCAAAUCCAUUGAAGACCAUAUGUUUCCCCAAGCUUCUAAAACCCGAAUUCCUGCGUCACCCAUAAAAUUUAUGUCGUCUACGAUUAAUCCAGAAGCCCUAAUUGAUCGGCAUCAAAGUUUAGAAAAUUUGAUACAACGCUUUUCCGUGUUAGCAAAAUUUUCGAGAUUGCUAGAAAUUUUAAAACAUUAUUCGGAAGAGAAUGUCUCGCAUAUAUCACCGAAAUCAAACAAAUUAGACAAAGCCACGACAAUUGAUAAUCGUACUAAACUUAAAAACACGGUCAAACUGUCGAUCCCGCUAUGGCCAGAAGAUUCUAACACCAGCGAUAGAAUUAUGGAACAAUUAUCUCUGACUCCUGAAAUGUUAAACUUUAAAUCGUCGUCCAAGCGAUCUUGCCAUCCUGAUAACAUAUUUCCUGAUUUCUUCCACAAUACACAAAACAAUUCCAGUUAUAACGCUGAAAAAGUUCUCCAGCGAAUUUUCGGUGGUACUCACAAGAAAUUGCCUACUAAAGUUAUAUACGUGGCUACCCAUUUACACCCUACCUGGAAUGACAUUCCUUAUGGCUGUGGGGCUCUGAAAAAGUCUAAAUGCGCUUUCACCAAUUGCUACCUCACCGAUUCCGCGGAUCCAACAGGUAUACCUCGUCGGAAAGCCCACGCGGUCUUAUACAGAAACGCUUUUCCCACAGAAUCAGAUAUGGACUUAGAAAGGAACCCUGCUCAGCUCUGGAUAUUUCACUCCCUGGAGAGUCCUAUGAAUAUGAACACUGGCUAUUUUGGUAGGCUCUACUCGUGGUUUAAUUUGACCGCUACCUAUAGACCUGACUCGGAUAUAGUUACGCCAUAUGAUAAGUAUAUUACGAGUCCGUAUUCUCGAUCGAGAGAACCCAAAGAGUCAAGAAUACAAGUUCAACGCGUUAAUGUGCCUCUCACAUUAAAUAGAACGGUUAAAAAAUAUUUAAAUCUGACCAUCGCGUUAAAGUCUCACCUCAAAUCCCACGAUACUCUCCUAGACGAUGAAAUAGUUAAUCGUUUACUAAUCCAUUCUUACCACCCAAUGACUCCGGAAAUUUCGUCGCUAAAUCUUUCUCACCUUUACGACAAUUUAAACGCUCUCCUAGUUAACCUCCGGGCAUUAUCAUUCCCGCCGCCAAAAUAUUCCUUACCUCCCUCAUUGAUCUUAUACCUGAAAAACGAGGUUACAAUUAAAACGGGUACCAAAAAUUAUGCCAUCGGGAAAACCAAAAUGAUCGCUUGGUUCGUUUCCAACUGUGAAAGCCAAUUCCGGCUUGAUUACGCCAACACGCUGAAUAAAUACAUACCCGUGGAUAUAUACGGAAAAUGUGGGGAUUCCCCCCUGUAUUGCGCGAAGGAGGAAGGCACCAAAUGCUUUGAUAUGCUCGAUAAGGAUUACAAGUUUUAUCUUUCUUUCGAAAACUCGCGGUGCAAAGGCUACGUAACGGAGAAAUUUUUCGAUAACGGAUUGAAGAACACCAUAAUUCCUAUAGUAAUGGGCCCAUCUAAGUCCGAAUAUAUAAGGAUAGCUCCUAGUCAAUCUUUCAUUCACGUAGACGAUUUUCCUAGCCCCGCUCAUCUUGCUCUUUACUUGUACAUAUUAGACUCGGACGAUCAACUUUACAAUUCGUACCUCGCUUGGAAAAGUGAAGGGGGAACAUUUGUGGACACCAAGUUUUGGUGCCGAAUCUGCGCUAUGAUAAACUAUUCUCACUUAAAUUUUGGUUCCUCGGAUAUCAACGAGGAAACAAGGUUUUACAAAGAUUUCAGCGGUUGGUGGGAAGGCGAUGGUAUCUGCAAACCUAGUCACACUUAAUUUUAUGAUGGAAUAAUUAAAAAAUAUAUAAUUUAUUAUAUUUUUUUUGGAAACAUCAUUUUGUUUAAACUAGUAGUAUAGUUUGAGUUUACAUGCCAAAAUAAACAUUGAGUUUUUUAAAAAAAAAAAUUAAUAAUUUGUACAUAUUUUAUUAAAAUAGGUCGAAAGGAAAUAUUAUUGCUUAUAUUCUUAUUUAAACAUAUUAUUAAAUUAAUUAUUUUUAAAAAAAAACUUGUUAGAAAAGAUGUGAAUUAUAAACGAUUUAAAAUUUUUAUAAUAUAAUGUUACAUUUUAAUAUAUUAUUGUAAAAAAAAAA